Molecule: messenger RNA, 852 nt
Organism: Penicillium chermesinum
Lineage: Eukaryota; Fungi; Ascomycota; Eurotiomycetes; Eurotiales; Aspergillaceae
Product: enoyl-CoA hydratase/isomerase family protein
Exons: 2
Coding region: 1-852 (283 amino acids)
Biological process (GO): fatty acid beta-oxidation
Cellular component (GO): mitochondrion
Molecular function (GO): enoyl-CoA hydratase activity
Source: RefSeq, a predicted model, not a curated record
AUGCCAACCUUCAACAACCCACCUCCGGUCCCACAAGACUCGACCCUCUCAUACCCAGCACCGCACAUCCUCCUCGUGACCCUCAACCGCCCAAAAGGCCUAAACUGCAUAGACUCGCAAGGCCACGCGGACCUGCAUGAGGUCUGGGAAUGGCUAGACUCCGAACCCAGUCUCCGCGUCGGAAUCCUGACAGGCACAGGCCGGGCAUUCUGCGCCGGCGCCGACCUAAAAGAAUGGAACAAAAAUACCAACUCCGGGAACACACGGCGGACGCAGCCCGCGAGCGGGUUCGGUGGGCUGUCGCGGCGCAAAGGCCGAAAGCCCGUGCUGGCAGCUGUCAACGGGCUUUGUUUCGGCGGGGGCUCCGAGAUGGUGAUUAACUGCGAUAUGGUAAUUGCGUCAUCGCGGGCGGUCUUUGGGCUGCCGGAGGUGAAGAGAGGGGUUGUUGCGCUUGCGGGGGCGUUAACGAGAAUUGUCCGGACGGUGGGGAAGCAGCGGGCUAUGGAGAUGGCGCUCACGGGCAGGAAUAUCAGCGUUGAGGAGGCGGAGAGAUGGGGGCUUGUGAAUGAGAUUGUCUCUGUGCCUGCUGGGGCGACGGAGGAGGAGAACUCGAAGAAGGUGGUCGAGAGGGCUGUUGCGGUGGCGGGGCUCAUCGCGGCGAAUAGUCCAGAUGCUGUCUUGGUGAGCAGGGAGGGUAUUAAGCUUGGCUGGGAGAGUGUUGGCGCUGAUGAAGCCACCACCAUGCUGAACGAGACUUGGGUGCGAAGGUUGUAUGAGGGCGAAAACAUCAAGGAAGGGCUCAAUGCUUUCGUGGAGAAGAGAAAGCCUGUCUGGAAAGACAGCAAACUGUAG